Nylanderia fulva is the source of this 646-nucleotide messenger RNA. RefSeq names its product dual specificity protein phosphatase 19. The record is from RefSeq and is a predicted model, not a curated record. Gene Ontology annotation, biological process: protein dephosphorylation; regulation of MAP kinase activity. Gene Ontology annotation, cellular component: cytoplasm. Lineage: Eukaryota; Metazoa; Arthropoda; Insecta; Hymenoptera; Formicidae. Gene Ontology annotation, molecular function: JUN kinase phosphatase activity.
UAAUGCAAAUAUAUCUGAAAAAUAAAUUAUUAUUAACAAAUCUUUGCACGAUGGAUUUACGAGAUCUUAUCGCAAGGAAGAAAUCAUCGUUAAAAUCGUGUAAAACUGUGAUAACAGAUCCGCUUGGUAACAAGUACGAAGUUGAACGUGGCCAAGUGACCAAAAAAUUGGAGAAAAGCCUGCCAUUCGUAGUGGACGAAAGACCAGACUUGCAGGUCGCCUGUAUAAUACCAGGUUUAUAUCUUAGCUCUCAAGAUCCAGUGGUUUACAAAGAUAUAUUGGAUAAAUACGAAAUACGGCAUAUUUUAAGCAUAGGCGUUAACAUUUCCGAGAGAUUCGACGAUAUUCGGUAUUACACCUGUGACUUGUUAGACUUGCCCGAAUCGAAUAUAACAUCGUUGUUAAAAAAAUGCGUCGAUAUCAUAAACGCGACUCGUAAAGAAAAUAUCCUUGUGCAUUGUAACGCUGGUGUUUCUCGCUCUCCUGCUAUUAUCAUCGCUUACUUAAUAAUUCAUACAAAAUUGUCAUAUAACGAAGCUUACAAUAAAGUGAAAGAAGCGAGAAAUUGCAUUAGGCCUAACGAUGGAUUCGUGAAACAAUUACGUAAUAUUGAAAAUACAACCUUUGCCGAUGAGUUGUAAUCGAU